AUGUCUGCUACGGUCCCAAGAAAUUUUCGACUUUUGGAGGAGCUGGAGAAGGGCGAGAAGGGUUUGAGUGCUGACGCCUGCUCAUAUGGUCUUGCUGAUGGGGAGGAUGUGAUGUUGAGCAAUUGGAAUGGCACUAUCCUUGGCCCACCUCACAGCGUGCAUGAGAACCGGAUAUACAGUGUGAACAUUCACUGCGGGCCCCACUACCCCGAUCGCCCGCCGACUGUUCAAUUCGUUUCCCGCGUCAACAUCCCCUGCGUUGACCCCGAUACUGGGAAGGUCGAUCCGACAAAGCUUCCCACCCUGGCAAAUUGGGACCGAAAGUUCACAAUGGAGACUGUUUUGAUUGAGUUGAGAAGGUACAUGGCGCUGCCCCAGCACAAGAAGCUGCCCCAGCCCGCGGAGGGCUCGUCUUUCUAA
Molecule: messenger RNA, 420 nt
Organism: Penicillium soppii
Lineage: Eukaryota; Fungi; Ascomycota; Eurotiomycetes; Eurotiales; Aspergillaceae
Product: E2 ubiquitin-conjugating protein MMS2
Exons: 5
Coding region: 1-420 (139 amino acids)
Biological process (GO): protein K63-linked ubiquitination; DNA damage tolerance
Cellular component (GO): nucleus
Source: RefSeq, a predicted model, not a curated record